This is a messenger RNA of Megachile rotundata (alfalfa leafcutting bee), 2294 nucleotides long. It is a transcript of the gene alpha-Man-Ia, whose product is annotated as alpha-Mannosidase class I a. Gene Ontology annotation, biological process: mannose trimming involved in glycoprotein ERAD pathway; carbohydrate metabolic process. NCBI's taxonomy places the organism in Eukaryota, Metazoa, Arthropoda, Insecta, Hymenoptera, Megachilidae. Gene Ontology annotation, molecular function: mannosyl-oligosaccharide 1,2-alpha-mannosidase activity; calcium ion binding. The record is from RefSeq and is a predicted model, not a curated record. Gene Ontology annotation, cellular component: endoplasmic reticulum; Golgi membrane.
UCUGCAAUUUCGAGGCUGUAAUCGGCCAGCAGAUCCUGCGUCGAUGAGAUCGAAACAGCGGGAUACGAGCUGAAAACGCGCGACGGCUCUCGUUGAAGGCUACUUAAAACAACCGUUGAGCACUGCGACCAGUGCUCGAAUUACCAACAACAGGUGGCUCACAACUCCGUCAAUACGAGCGCAACAUCCGCGACUCCGGGCGGCUUGUGGGAGUGCAGCAAGUGCCUGGACGAAAUGCGGCUGAUGCAGAGGUUGGCGAUCAGCGGACUAUUGUCCGUGAUCUUGAUCGUCCUUCUGACUGGCACUUUCGUCACGCGUCACGAUUUGGCGAACGUCGUCGAGCGAGGCUCCGCGCCCGAGGAACGCGUCGAACAGUUGAACCCCUCGUGGAUGCAAAACAACGCGAUACCGGGUCAAGAUGAACAGAAAACCGAGGAUAAAGAUCAUCGGGUGGACCUGAAACACAGACAAUCCGAACCAUCCGCGGUUGGACCCCCGCCGAUCCCGGUUCCUGGACCCUACGUCAUUAAACCGCCUAAUCCUCCUCUGGAUGACGUGACUAACCAGCGUCGCGAGAAGAUCAAAGAGAUGAUGAAACAUGGCUGGGACAAUUACGUGAGAUACGCUUGGGGUAAAAACGAACUAAGACCGAUCUCGAAGAGAGGUCACAGUGCCAGCAUCUUCGGUGCUUCGAACAUGGGUGCAACCAUAGUCGAUGGUCUCGACACUCUUUACAUCAUGGGUCUUCACGACGAAUUCAAGCAGGGUCGUGAUUGGAUCGCGGAGAACCUCGACUUCGAUAUCAACUCCGAGAUAUCCCUGUUCGAGACGAACAUUCGUUUCAUGGGAAGCUUGCUGGCCUGUUACGCUCUCACCGGGGACGUGAUGUUCCGGGAUAAGGCGGCUCAGCUGGGCGAACGGAUGUUGCCCGCUUUCCAUACGGAAACCGGAAUUCCUCAUUCCCUCAUCAAUCUCCAUACCGGGGCUAGCAAGAAUUAUGGUUGGGCCAGCAGCGGGUGCAGCAUACUUUCCGAAAUCGGCACGAUGCACCUGGAAUUCACCUACCUCAGCGACAUUACCGGUAAUCCGGUUUUCAAGAGCAAGGUCGAGAACGUGAGGAAAGUACUGAAAAAUUUGGAGAAACCGAAGGGACUCUACCCGAAUUAUAUUCAUCCGAGGACCGGCAAAUGGGGACAACAUCACAUGUCACUGGGAGGCCUCGGAGACAGUUUUUACGAGUACCUGCUGAAGGCUUGGAUUCAAUCCGGCAAAGAAGACGUCGAAGCAAGACAAAUGUACGACGAAGCUAUAGCAGCGAUAGAUCAGCACAUGAUAAAAACAUCACCUGGCAAGCUUCUCUAUGUGUCGGAUUUGAAGUACGACAGGCCUGAACACAAAAUGGGGCAUCUUGCGUGCUUCGCUGGCGGUAUGUUCGCACUGGGCGCGAAAACUCUGCAGAACGAAUUGUCUGAAAGGUAUAUGACGAUAGCCGCCGGUCUGACCAACACGUGUCACGAGUCCUAUGAUCGAAGUGUCACAAAGUUAGGCCCCGAAGCUUUCCACUUCAUCGAAGGCAACGAAGCGAAGAGCUUAAAAAAUGGCGAGAAAUAUUAUAUCCUGCGGCCAGAGACGUUCGAGUCGUACUUCGUGAUGUGGCGGUUGACAAAGGACCCGAAAUACCGUGAGUGGGGAUGGGAGGCUGUUCAGGCACUGGAGAAAUACUGUCGGGUUCCUGGAGGAUUCACCGGACUUCACAAUGUUUACAUGAUUGAUCCUCCACAGGACGAUGUCCAACAGAGUUAUUUCUUCGCCGAAACUCUAAAGUACCUUUACCUGCUCUUCAGCGACGACGAUCUCAUAAACCUUGACGAGUGGGUGUUCAACUCCGAGGCUCACGUGCUUCCCAUCAGGGGCAAUCCUCUGUACCGGCCAGCUCCCCCUUUAUAAUUCAUCAGAACCUUUUCACCUCGACUAAAACACGCACCGACGAUACAUCGAAAUCGUUUGCGGACACCGGAUAUCCGUUGAAGCGACGCAGACAUGAAGAGACGGCAAGAGAACUCGCCGGUGUACGUGAAGAAAGAAAAAAUAAAAAAAGAAAAUAAAAAAAAUGAAUAUAAACAAAUAGUGAACAAUCGAGUACAGGAAAAUCUUAAGAAACCCGUGACAUAACAAAAUGAAUGAUCAAAGAACAAUGAAAUAGUUAAAGAAAAAAAGGGAGUGCGGAAUUGACAACGUGGAGACUAGCCUUUAAAACCACGUGUCACCGCGGUUAAAUAACAAUUAAAUAAUUA